AUGCCUCCCAACCAAGCCGCGUGGAUCACGCAGAAAAACGGCACGCCGAUGGUCGUCAAGUCCGCACCCUACCUAACACCCAAGGCGAAUGAAAUCGUCAUCAAAAAUGCCGCUGUGGCCAUCAACCCGAUGGACUGGAUGCUCCAGCUCAUGGGCAAUUUGGCAUUCGGCUGGAUCACAUACCCGGCCAUUUUCGGCGCUGACAUGACGGGCGAAGUCACUGAAGUGGGCAGCGAAGUUACUCGAUUCGCCGUCGGGGAUCGCGUGCUGGCUGUGUCUACCGGUCUUGAUCCAGACAGAAACAACUCUGCAGAGGGUGCUUUUCAGAACUAUUCGAUUGCCGUGGAGAACCUUGCAUCGAAAAUCCCCGCCGAUUUGUCUUAUGAACACGCCGCCGUUCUUCCAUUGGGACUGGCCACGGCCGCAUCCGGUCUGUUCUUGGAGGACUAUAUGAACCUACGCUGGCCCACGAUUCCUUCAAAGGGGCCAACAGGAAAAGCAGUCCUAAUCUGGGGCGCCUCUACCAGCGUGGGAAGUAAUGCCGUGCAGCUGGCGACGGCUGCAGGCUACGAAGUGUUUUCGACCUCGUCUCCGCGGAAUUUUGAGUAUGUGAGGAAGCUCGGAGCCAGCCAGGUGUUUGACUACAACUCCAAAACAGUCGUCAAGGAUAUAAUUGAUGCCUUGAAAAACAAGGAUAUGGCCGGUGCCAUGGCCAUUGGAGAAAAUUCUGUUGGACACUGCAUCGAUAUCCUGAGUAAGGCCAAGGGCAACAAAUUCGUAACCGAGAUUGGGGGAGCAAAUCUCCCCAAAGAAGGAAAUGUAGGUAUUUUGACCAUCGUACGCCUUAUGUUUGACAUGUUAUCGACGAAUCUGUCGGUGCGCUAUAAGAAGAUGAGGACCGGGGUGAGCGGCAAGUUUGUAUGGGGCAGCGACCUGAAGAAGACGGAUCUGGGGAACGCCAUAUUUGGAGAGUUUCUUCCCAAGGCCCUGGCUGAAAAGAAAUAUCUUGCUGCGCCAGAGCCUGAAAUCGUUGGUCACGGCCUGGAGGAUGUGCAACAAGCGUUGGACCUGCAGAGAAGGGGGGUGUCUGCGAAGAAGCUGUCUGUCUUUACAUACACCAAGACAGCAACAUCACCUGCGCUGAUACGUGAGCCCAGGAUGGCAGACUUCAUCUUCGACCCCGCCGUCAUCUCACCUGAGACCAAGGCGCUCUACCCGGAGGGGUACACGAUGCGCCCGCUUGCCCGCGACGACUACCACCGUGGCUUCUUGAACUGCCUCCAAGACCUCACCUGGACUGGCGAAACCACAGAAGAGCAGUUUAACGAGCGGUUCGACUGGCAAAAGACCCAUGGCAAGGGCUGGUAUUACUGCGUUGUCAUUGUCGAUGCCACGGACCGCAUUGUCGGCACAGGGACGGUGGUGGUUGAGAAGAAAUUUAUUCAGGGUCUCGCGUCCCUCGGCCAUAUCGAAGACAUCUGCAUCGCAAAAGACCACCAGGGAAAACACUUUGGCCAGAAACUGAUCAACACACUAGACGCCAUCGCAGCGGCCGUGGGAUGCCACCAAACGGUUCUCAACUGCUCGCCACGAAACGAGGCCUUCUAUGCCAAACGUCUCACCCUCUUCUCACAUGCCACUGAGAUGACCGGAAAAAUAGAGAUGAGCCCUAAUUUCAAAUACCCGGAACACAAUAACAACAACUCGGUCGCCGUGGAAGAUGUUGCCAACAAUGAAAAGGCGCUGGUUAGCAACAGCAGCCUCGAGAAAUGGCUGACAGUUGUGGCCGGUUUCUGUGUCUUUGUUAACUCUUGGGGCCUUCUGAGUACAUAUGGCGCUUUUCAAGAGUACUACCAGACUGUCUUGCUACCAACAGUCUCGCCCUCGGCUAUUUCAUGGGUGGGCAGCGCGCAGGCAACUUUUAUCGUCUUGCUCGGUGUCUUCACUGGUCCUAUGGUGGAUGCAGGCUAUGUGCGGCCGCUGAUGAUCGUUGGCUGCUUUCUCACGGUCCUUGGUAUGAUGAUGACCAGCUUGGCGACUAGCUAUUACCAGAUCCUCCUUGCCCAAGGCUUUUGCGUAGGGAUUGGAGGCGGUAUAGCAUAUAUACCUUCGCUUGCUGUGAUAUCGUCUAAUUUCAACGCGAACAAGCGACCGAUUGCUAUCGGUCUUGCAUCAAUUGGCUCUAGCAUCGGAAGUGUCAUCUAUCCAAUUUUAUUUCGUCGUCUACAGCCCAAGAUUGGGUUUCCAUGGACCGUUCGCAUCAUCGCAUUCAUCACGCUGAUUCUAGCGCUGCUGAUCUGCAUCAUUCUCUGUCGACAUCCCGUUCGUGCAGCAUCAACCAGACGUAGUCUCAUCGACCGUCGAGCAUUUAUGGAGCCAACAUUCAUGCUUUACUCUGUCAGUCUGACAUGCGUGAUGCUUGCUUAUUAUAUCCCGAUAUUCUAUGUCCCAACGUAUGCUCGAACGUCGCGUUUACACGUUUCCAAAGACUUGUCUUUCUACAUGCUUGCCAUAAUCAACGGCGCAUCAACUUUCGGCCGAACAAUACCGUACAUGGUAUUAAAUAUUUCGAAAGGGGAGAAUAAAAAGAUUAUCAAACCAAUUUACAUCCUCGUCUUUUCCACCGCUGGCUCCGCACUGGCCAUAUUCACCUGGCUCGCAAUUACCAGCACAGCCGGUUUCAUAGUCUGGCUAUGCUACUGGGGUUUCCUUACUGGUAUUCUCGUCACUGCGCCAACGACUAUCAUUUCUCACCCAAUACUCUGCCCGGAUAUGCACUAUAUCGGAACUAGACUUGGUAUGAUGUGGGGGAUUAGUUCCUUUGGAGGGCUUGCAGGUACCCCGAUUGCAGGGGCUUUGGUAAAUCUCGAGACUGGCGAAUUUUGGAAAGCUCAAGUAUUCGGGGGCUGUAUGAUGGUUGCGGCCGUCUUGUUGCAGGUCUGGCCCACUGUGCAAGUUAUCAGGCAUGAUCGAAGGGUGUCAUCUUCAUGA
Messenger RNA from Talaromyces rugulosus, 2991 nucleotides. RefSeq lists its product as uncharacterized. Gene Ontology annotation, molecular function: oxidoreductase activity, acting on NAD(P)H; transmembrane transporter activity; acyltransferase activity, transferring groups other than amino-acyl groups. The transcript has 6 exons. Gene Ontology annotation, biological process: transmembrane transport. Bases 1 to 2991 code for a protein of 996 amino acids. Lineage: Eukaryota; Fungi; Ascomycota; Eurotiomycetes; Eurotiales; Trichocomaceae. The record is from RefSeq and is a predicted model, not a curated record.